Branchiostoma belcheri (Belcher's lancelet) is the source of this 2486-nucleotide messenger RNA. RefSeq names its product polycystic kidney disease 2-like 2 protein. The transcript is spliced from 9 exons. Gene Ontology annotation, biological process: detection of mechanical stimulus. The coding region runs from base 27 to 2123 and encodes 698 amino acids. The record is from RefSeq and is a predicted model, not a curated record. Gene Ontology annotation, cellular component: membrane. Lineage: Eukaryota; Metazoa; Chordata; Leptocardii; Amphioxiformes; Branchiostomatidae. Gene Ontology annotation, molecular function: calcium ion binding; calcium channel activity.
CCUGUGUCGUCUCCGCGUUCUUCACCAUGUUGUACGGGUUCGAGUACGGCCGUGAGAAGGCUGAGGCCUGGGUUCUAACCUUCCUCACAUCAUUCGUCUUUGACCUCGCCAUAUCUCAACCACUCAAGAUCAUUCUGCUGGGUUUGUUCUUCGCGUUGUUAAUAAAGAAGCCUGACUCACUAGAAGACGAUGUUCCCCCAACCCAGCUGCGUGAUGAUGAGGUGUUUCUUGGACUACAGGAUAAAGAUACUAAACACACAUCAAGGAAGAAGAGAUCCAAACCGACUGGACCUCCGGGAAGAGGCAUACUUGCGGUUGCUAGAGAACAGCGAUUCAUAGAACUGGGUCUGAGAGAUGCGUGUUACGACUUUGUGUUCUACACCAGCUACAUCAUUCUGUUACUAGUCAUAGCGAACGGGAGCAGAGACAGUUCCAUGUACCACAUGAACACCCACCUUCACAACAAAGCUGUUAGUCCUUUUGCGAAGAUCAAAGAUUCCGCAACGUUUUGGGAAUUCGUCAGAGAUCACGUUGUUUCAGAUGUUCACGAUGUGAGGUGGUACAACGGAGACAGAUUCCACAGGGCAGGCUUUUACCCUGAUACAAGCUCCUUCCUCGUCGGACGUCCCAGGCUCCGCCAAAUCCGAGUCAAGAAAGACGAAAGCUGUAAUGUCCCUGCACCUUUGUGGAGGGUGCUGACUGACUGUGAUCAGCCUUACAGCCUGCUGAAUACUGACGUCAGCAGUUAUGACGUCGGCUGGACACGUCUGGACAACGUGGCCUUUGACGCACUGACCAGCUUGGACAACAUUUCCCACUACCAGAGGCCGUGGAUCUACCAGUAUGCAUCAUUGAGUGCGGCUGUUCCUGACUCUGGCGAACAUGGCACCUACUACGGCGGCGGUUACCUGGUGGAACUAUCCAACAGCAGCAGCGCCGACAUGGAAUUGAUAGAUGAACUGCAAGAAAUGGACUGGAUAGACGACAACACGAGGGCAGUUUUCAUAGAGAUAAUCGUGUACAAUGCAAACGCAAACCUGUUCGCGGUUUUGACGUUGCUGGCUGAGUUUACCACAUUGGGGAAAACCUACACUCAAGGCGAGAUAAUGGUGGUCCGGCUGUACCCGUACACGACAGUCUGGGGUUUCGUUGCGCUUGGAUGUCACGGACUCUUUCUACUUAUUACUCUGUAUCUUACAUUCAGAGAAGUACGCCGCAUACUGACGCUGGGAACGGAAUACUUCAAGAUGUUCUGGCGUGUAGUGGAGCUCGUGCUGUCCCUGUUGGCUCUGGCGGAAAUCGGGGUUCACCUUUAUACCGCCUACCUGAUUCUCGGCUUCAACAAAGUUAGAACCCAGGGUGAUGAUAGCAGUGGAGAUCGUAGAUACAACAAGUACAAACAAGCUGCAAGCUGGGAGAAAAUCAACACGUACAUUCUAGGCUGGCUGGUCUGUGUGGCGUGUUUGAAGAUGCUGUACCUGUGCCGGUUCAACAAAAGAAUCGCGCGUGGACCCAAAGUAACGAGAAAGGCACUGAAACCAUUGCUCAGCUUCAUAGUUGUGUUUAGCUUUUUGUUCAUGGCGUUUUGUAUGCUCGGGUUUCUGGCUCUCGGCUCCAGGCUGAGUCUGUACAGCACUUUCAUAGGAACCAUGCAGACUUUGUUUUCUGUCAUGCUCGGGAAAAUGGACUACUACUCGGUAGAGUCGGCAGGGGGCGUCCUUGGACCGCUGAUGCUGUUCUGCUUCGUCUUGUUUUUCCCCAACGUCCUGGUCAUGAUGUUUCUGGCCAUUUUCGACGACGCUUUUCAAGAAGUCAUCGUGGAGGAAGAGAUCAGUGGGAAGUCAGAAAACGAGAAAAUCAAAGACUACGCCGUUUAUCUGUUUAAAAAGUUUGUACUGAAGAACACGGAUGAGGAAUUUUUCACUGUAAAUCAGACACAUGUGACAAACAUUGCCGAAACGAGAGACAGACCUUCGGCUGAAACCGUUCCUAAAAUACACAUAAAUGGAAUAUCAAGAAUAUCAGUGAUGGAUUCUACUUACGAGGCGAUGGAAAUGGCGGAAACAGACGAUUUGGUACGUCCAAUUUCAUCCGCGUCAUCAGUUUCAACCAUUCACUGUUAGAUUCGUCACCAUCUCAUUAACCGUUAUAAAUUAUGCCGACUUUUAAAUGUUGGAAAGAUGGCUCAUUCCUUAGAUUAUGUUUGCGGCAAGGUGAAAGCUAGAGAUCGCUGGAUCUUUGAGUAAGUUGCUGAAAAAAAGGAAGGAACACAAGGGAAGGCGGGACGUAUGUUUGUGGUGUGACGUCACAAAAAACAUGAACACCGUGAAAAUUUCAACCUUGUCGGCUUAACUGUAAUUACAGAAUUGUGGGCCGAUGAGCUUGAUAAUAAUAACUUUUAUUGCCCAACAGUUGUACUGAGGGUACAAAGUAUGGCAUCAACUAACUUAACUAAGUACAUAUCAACUACAUUUUCAUAACCUAAC